AUGACGGUCACCGAGCAAGUCGCCAUAAUCGGCGCGGGACUCUGCGGUCUCACGCUCGCCUUGGCUCUGCACCAACAAUCAAUUCCAUGUGUCGUUUACGAAGGGCGGUCCGUACCAGAAGACAUCGGCGGCGCCGUCAUCCUCUCACCCAACGCCCUACGAAUCCUAGACGAGCUACACAUCUACAACCGCAUCAGACCCCUCGGCCACGAAAGCGAGACCGUGCUCUUCCGAACGGAGGACAACCAGUUAGUCGACUCGUACGAGAUCGGCAACCAGGCCAGAUACGGCUACAAGGGCCUACGGAUAUACCGCUACGCACUCAUCAAUGAGCUCCUGGCCGCGUUGGCCAAACGUGGUAUCCCCGUGCACUACGGGAAGAAGUUUGCGCAUAUCCGCUCCGAGUCCGACCACGAUGUGAGCUGGGAGUGGGCGGAUGGGAGUAUAGGCCGCGCAGGCUCGCUGGUGGGCUGCGAUGGGAUUUACUCCCGUGUGCGCGCCUACCUCUACCCAGAGCUGAAACCACAGUUCAUCGGCAUCGUGGCUGUCGCGGCGGCCGUCCCGACCAGCUGUGUGGGCGUCCCGGAGGGGUACGGGCUGCCUGUGACGAUCAUGAGCCAGGCCCAUGGCGGAUAUAUCAUCGCGCCGCAGCUGUCUGACGGGUCGGAACUGAUGCUGGGGCGGCAGCGGCGGUGGCCGGAGCUGAAUCGGGAGGGGUGGGAGGCGCUGGCGGCCAAUGAGGACUGGUGUAUUGAUUUCCUGAGUCAAGGGGCUGAGCACUUCCCGCCGAUAAUCCGCUCGAGUGUGGCGAAUAUCCAGCGGGAUAAGAUCAAUGUCUGGCCCUUCUACGUGGUCCCGCGGCUGGACAGGUGGGUUUCUGAUUCUGGCCGCGUCGCGAUCAUGGGAGAUGCCGCACAUGCGAUUCCACCGUCUUCAGGACAAGGUGCUAAUCAGGUCUUGGAGGAUAGUUAUACCUAUGCGCUGCUUCGGGGUCAGUGCAUGCCGGGCUCAACGGGACACGCCCUGCGUCGGUGGAAGGAGGGACGGCAGGAGCGGAUUGACCGGCUGUUGAAAUUUGCAGACGAGAUGAAUCGACGCCGCAUGACGAGUGUAGCAGACGGUUCGGAGGAUAAGCCUGUUCUGACGAAAAUAACAGAGUAUCUAGACUUGGACUGGGUGUUCAAGCCGGAUUACCGGGGGAUGGUCAACGACUGGGUUCAAGGUACCUUAUCCGCUGGUGAAUAG
Molecule: messenger RNA, 1245 nt
Organism: Aspergillus lentulus
Lineage: Eukaryota; Fungi; Ascomycota; Eurotiomycetes; Eurotiales; Aspergillaceae
Source: RefSeq, a predicted model, not a curated record